This is a messenger RNA of Maylandia zebra (zebra mbuna), 3627 nucleotides long. RefSeq names its product store-operated calcium entry regulator STIMATE. Gene Ontology annotation, biological process: chondrocyte differentiation; tissue regeneration; chondrocyte proliferation. The record is from RefSeq and is a predicted model, not a curated record. Gene Ontology annotation, cellular component: membrane; cortical endoplasmic reticulum; nucleus. Gene Ontology annotation, molecular function: calcium channel regulator activity. NCBI's taxonomy places the organism in Eukaryota, Metazoa, Chordata, Actinopteri, Cichliformes, Cichlidae.
CGUUUUUUUCAGUCCGUGUCGUGCGAUUUGAUGUAACGUUCUUCAGUUUGUGUGAUGUUUAUGUGUUUACUAAUUUUCUCGUAGUUCCCUUGUGCUCAGAACAAUAGCACAGGCCUCGUUUGAAGAUUAUUAUCACUGCUAUUUAAAGACAACACUGCAAUAAAAGCUGAACAACACUUUUUAUGCGGCUCGUGUUUGUUCCUCCUUUCCCGGCAUGCACUUUGUGGCUACGUGCGCGCCACGUGACCCAGCGUCUGUCAACAUGAGUGGGCACUGCUGGGCAGGGGAAGCAGCUGGAUAAGAGACGGGAGCUGUGACCUGCAGUUAUUCACAUUUAUUUUUCUGUACUUUUUAAACAGACAAGCUGGUAUUGUGCGCGACUGUCACGAGAUGCCGUGUUGCAUUGCCGUUUUAAACUGUGUACACGGCUCAGUUGGGACCACGCUAUACGUCGUUGCAACUUCCAGCGCCGACGGCUUCACUUGUCCAGUGACAAAGAAGCUAUGGAUGCCUGAAGCAGGAGAAUGAGUGCGAGCUUUCAAUGGAGAGGAUGUCACCAUCUUUCACCGAAGACUGUCCUGCUUAGCGUAUCGAUUAGCUGACCGGCAACUUCGCAACAGAACUGGGUCCGAGCGGCUGCUGCUGCUUUUCUUCACUUUAUUAAUUAGUCACGUCCAGAUCUUCUGUCCCAUGGCUGCAGCAAGCGGGGUCAACAUGCUGUCCCAGCACGGAGAGGUGGCACUGGCUGGUCCAGGAGGAGCAGGGAUGCCCGCGGUGUCUCUUACCAAUACAUCGGUGUCUUCUACACCGACACCAGAUCCCAAUAACCGGGGGUGCGAGAACGGCGCCUUGAUGGACUCCUUUGGGAUCUUCCUGCAAGGUCUUCUCGCUGUGAUGGCUUUCAGCACGCUCAUGUUGAAGCGCUUCAGGGAGCCCAAACAUGAGAGGAGACCCUGGAAGAUCUGGUUUCUGGACACCUCAAAACAGGCAAUUGGGAUGCUCUUCAUCCACUUUGCUAAUGUCUAUUUGUCGGACCUCACAGAGGAGGAUCCCUGCUCAUUAUACCUCAUUAAUUUCUUGUUAGAUGCUUCUCUGGGCAUGUUGCUGAUCUAUGCAGGGGUAAGAGCCGUCAGUGCUAUUGUAGAAUGGAGGCAAUGGGACUCCCUGCGUUUUGGAGAAUACGGAGAGCCAGUGCAGUGCACAGCGUGGCUGGGGCAGUGUAUCCUCUACAUUCUCAUCAUGAUGUUUGAGAAAGUCCUUAUCAUGUUGGUCCUCCUCAUCCCCCAGUGGAAGCAGCUGGCACUCCUCAAGCCUAUACACAAUCCUGCCCUGGAACUGGCCAUCGUUAUGCUCAUCGUUCCGUUCUUCGUAAAUGCCCUAAUGUUCUGGGUAGUAGAUAAUUUCUUAAUGAAGAAGCAUAGGACAAAAGCAAAGCUUGAAGAGAGGGAAGAGGACUCACGGGGGAACGGCAAGGUGCGAUACAGAAGAGCUCUUUCCCAUGAUGACUCGGAGUCAGAGAUCCUUUUCUCUGCAGAUGACGAAAUGGAUGAGUCUGAUGAAGACGAUGUCCGUCGACUCACUGGUGUGAAGAUGGUGAAAAAGAAGAAGCUUCGCAUGGGGAUCCCUGUCUGACCUGCGUGCCUAGCUUUACUGUUAGGAUCAAAAAGUCUGCGUACAUUUCCCCGUUCCCCUACAGAUUGUGUGAUAUUGCCUUCAAUCAGUGACCUUCAAUUACAAAAUAAUACACUGUAUCUGAAGCUCCUUUACCAUUGGCUCCUGGAGGACAGCUAUAUGAACUUUUUUUUUAGCAGUCGACCAUUUUUCUUUCCUUUGUUUUUUUUUUAUUUUUUUAUCAUUGUUUAUUUUAAACAUGGCUCUCAUGAUGUGAGUGUUGUGUUUCAGGACACUGGGAAAAACAAUGAGUGAAGUUACUGUUAAAUCCUUAAUGUAAUAGGAAAACUGAACUGGCUCCAGCAGAGCCAAAUAUGAUGUACUGGGUUACAUUUGAUAUCCUUCCGAAGUGCACCCUCCUCCCCCCAAAACAAACAAACAAAAAUGAGCAAACAAAAAAAAAAAAAGAUGUAUUCCUUGUGUUCAUUCCACGUUAACAUCUGUCCUGUUGUCGUCACAUGUAGAUGCCCCACCAUGGCCUGUGUUAUACGUGUGUCUGUGACGGUGUGUACAAUUGCACACCCUUUAACUUUAACAGGAGCAUUAUGUCAGGUUUUGAAUCACUGUAUUGACUCUACCGUAUAUCUUGUACGUGAUGUUACAUUAGUCGAAUGGAGCACAUUAAUCCUUGCAGCAAUCUUCCAUUUCUUUUAACAAAGACAUCUGAAGUCUCUUUUGAACUGUUGAACCUGUAAGACUGCAAGCGCUGCACUGCAGCAUCCUUCUAAUGUCAGCUCAGCCACUGUUUUUUCUGUAAGCAAACGACUGCAACAUGUCUGACUCUUUUACUGAUGUGCUCUGACUGUAUGUUUUAGUCCUUGAAUGUACUUUUUUUUUUUUUUUUUUUUUAAGUUUUGAGUGUUUUACUUUCGGGCCAAAAAAGGUGAGUAUGCUCAUCCCAAAAGUGUUUUUUCAGUAAAUAUGGGAACAGGUUCUUGCACAAUUUCCCAUUUUUCUCAGCUUUUGCCUUUCCCCGUUCUAAUGUGUGGGGUUUUUUUGUUUUGUUUUUUUCCUUUGUUAUUGUUGUGUUUUUGUUUUGUAGUUCCAACAAUGUGCCUGAGUUAAAUUACCAGCAAUCUUUUUAUUUUUGGUUUUGGUUCGGUUUUGUUUUCUUUGACUGUUUUAAGCAGAGCUCGAGAUCUCCAGAGGGGUAUACUACGAAGACAGUUUUAACACAGCCAGGCUUUCUUUGUGUUAGUAUCAUCUUAUUAGUACAUGCACAUUCCAGUAAAAAUGUGGAACUUCAUUCAGUGGUUUAUUAAGAUACAGCUUAACAACUUGCACAAAUGAAAUACAUUCCCCUAGCAUAGCAUCUACAUUGCGCUUAACACAUGCUGUAAGUGAAAAUGUGAGACUUCUGCUAAUUUUUAAACUGAAACUCAGAACAUAACCUGCUCCUGUCCAGUAAUGGAGUCACAUUAGUGACACAAAACUCUGAGUUUAUGCUCAACAUAGUUUUCUAAACCACUAAUCUCACUUUGCAGUACACCCCUCAGGCAUGAAGCACCAUCCAGCAGGCUCUAAUCUUAAGAAUGUGACGUACAUAGACCUCUAAACUGUAAACAGUAAGUGCAGACCAGGCAGCUGAGAGAAAGGGUGUGCUUGUGUGUGUGAUUUAACACACACACACUAGUGUGUGUAUAUAAACUGGCAUGUCCUGAAUAUAUGUGUGACUGCUGGUCCUGUUUAAAGUAAAAGGCGUGACUUAAACUACAAUGAUUACGGUGCUGCUGAUGAUUUCAUUCUGAUGUUUUUGGCAUGUUGGUAAAGAAGGAAAGACUGUGUGUUUUUAAAAAGGGGAAAGUACGGGACAGUGCAGAAGUCAUGGUAACUGUCAGCUGAACUAGGACAAAGAGGGCUUUAGUAUUUUGCAGAGCUUAAUCUACUUCAUGAACAACAUCUGAUGGAAAUAAGUUAUCAUAUAAAUGCUUUCCAAAUAAACGGUAUGAUACAGAA